AUGCUGAGGCUGCGGGAAGAGUGUCCAAUUAGAUAUUAAACACACUUCAGACCAUUAAAACUAACCGCUGGUUGGACAAACUGACCCAACAAGUGCUGAACUCCGGAGGAACAGAAGGAAAAAAGAGGUGAUGGAGCACUCUAAACAUACAAAGUACAGUUCAAAGGAAAGGAAAGACAGCGGUGACAGCGGCUCCGUCCUCAACGGACACUUUGACGGCUUGGUGAAGCGGCCGGCCGGCGGCCCCGGGCGCAACGCGGCUCAACAGGCGCCGGCAGCAGAGUCCGGGUCGCACCGAGCGGCCACCCCGGUGAUGGAGAGCUGGAAAGAGGAGCGCACCAGGAGCGUGGAGGACAACGAGAUGAGCCUGCCGUCCCUGGCCGCAGCCUACACCACCAUCCUGCGGGGGCUCGGGGAAGACCCUCAGCGACAAGGACUCCUCAAAACCCCCUGGAGAGCCGCCACCGCCAUGCAGUUCUUCACCAAGGGCUACCAGGAGAAAAUUAUCGACGUGUUGAAUGAUGCCAUCUUCGAUGAGGACCAUGAUGAGAUGGUGAUCGUCAAAGACAUCGAUAUGUUCUCCAUGUGUGAACACCACCUGGUGCCCAUCUUUGGCAGGGUUCACAUCGGUUACCUCCCCAACAAGCGAGUUCUGGGCCUCAGCAAGCUGGCCAGGAUUGUUGAAAUCUACAGCCGUCGAUUACAAGUUCAGGAGAGGUUGACCAAACAGAUCGCUGUGGCGAUUACUGAGGCCCUGCAGCCCACCGGGGUCGGAGUCGUCAUCGAGGCCACCCACAUGUGCAUGGUGAUGCGCGGCGUCCAGAAGAUGAACAGUAAAACCGUCACCAGCACCAUGUUGGGUGUUUUCAGGGAAGAUCCAAAAACCCGCGACGAGUUUCUGACGCUCAUCAGGAGCUGAGGAUGAUGAAGCUCCUCCUCUUCCUCCUCCUGUUGCCUGAGGUUACUUCCAUCUGCACGGACCAGCUGCAGUGUUACCUGUGUGUGUGUGGGGGGUGUUUUUGUCUCACCAAGGGCGGUAACAGGAUGUUUACUAUCUUUCCAGUCUUUGUAGUGACCUGAAAAAAGCAGCACGUUACCUCAGUGAUUUCAGUACGAGGCCGCUGACUGACAUGUUUACUUUUAGAUAGACAGACUUUAUCUAAUUUGUCCACUUGUGUUGCAUCUGUGUGUAUAUGUGGGGUGGGGGGUUGUGUGUGUGUGUGUUAUUGAAACAUCAAUCACUGGUCUAAAAAAACAGGAGGAGAAUUUACACAGAGAAUUAGUCCUGAUAAAAACAACACUAAUCAUAAGUCUGAUAAAUGAUAAAAGAAAACUACAAAUUCGCAAAUGACCAGCAAUCAGACUUUUAUGGUUACUGUUAACAUUAAACAAUCUGAUUUAUAAAUAUACUUUAAAUAUAUAAAUAUACUUUAAGCCAUAUUUAAUAAUCAUCAAAAGUAAAAAAAAAAAGCCCUAAGAGUUAAAAUUUUAAACGAUGGAUAUAAAUUGUAAUCUGUGUAAUAUGUUUCUGUAGGACGUUUCUGCCUUUUAAAGCACCAAAUUCUUAUUUUUUUAAAUUCUUGAAAAGGACAUUUUUUACAUGGUCUAAUUAAAGCCUAAACCUAAGGAAGCAUGAAGCUGUCACUCAAAUAAAAAAAUAUCUGGGACCUUUUACUUUUAUUUUAAAAAACAUGAAAUGGCAUUAAGUUGUACUUCAUUGAAGAGAUUUGGUGAAGCUUGGAGGACACUGUGAUAUUGUUGAUGUUGCGUCCUUAAAGCAGACAGGACUACGUCUUUGUGUCUGCAACUUAUUUCUCCCAGUCCCAGCAGUGCAUAUAGCCUUUAUAAUUUUCAGAAGACAGCAAUAAGCAUAAUCAGUGGUAAAUGUUAUUAACUAAAAGCAGCACACACACACUCUAUGGCAACUCAGACAGAUGCACGCACUCUCUCACUGCACACAGGGAGUUGACAUACCAUGUUGCUCAUAACUGUCCCACAUGUCUGUGUGUACAUCAAUAAACCAGAGUAA
Molecule: messenger RNA, 2029 nt
Organism: Melanotaenia boesemani (Boeseman's rainbowfish)
Lineage: Eukaryota; Metazoa; Chordata; Actinopteri; Atheriniformes; Melanotaeniidae
Gene: gch1
Product: GTP cyclohydrolase 1
Exons: 6
Coding region: 131-919 (262 amino acids)
Biological process (GO): tetrahydrofolate biosynthetic process; tetrahydrobiopterin biosynthetic process
Cellular component (GO): cytoplasm
Molecular function (GO): zinc ion binding; GTP binding; GTP cyclohydrolase I activity
Source: RefSeq, a predicted model, not a curated record